Messenger RNA from Sphaeramia orbicularis (orbiculate cardinalfish), 2717 nucleotides. RefSeq names its product neuroligin 4 X-linked a (gene nlgn4xa). Lineage: Eukaryota; Metazoa; Chordata; Actinopteri; Kurtiformes; Apogonidae. Gene Ontology annotation, cellular component: membrane. Bases 1 to 2304 code for a protein of 767 amino acids. The transcript is spliced from 6 exons. Gene Ontology annotation, molecular function: neurexin family protein binding. The record is from RefSeq and is a predicted model, not a curated record.
AUGACGAGGAGAGAGAGGAGACACAAACUCCCAUCAUGCAUCAGGAAACACAUGUUAAGAGGAGCACAACAGAAACCAACGAGGAGCGCCUGCCAGGCACGCCCCCCCCAGCCCCUCCCCCUUCCCUCACCCCCUCCCAAUGACCCAAUGACAGUUUCAAUUUCAGACCAAACCCAGGUUUCAAAGUCCAAGGUUGAAGGAACCGAGGUUUCAGAGUCCACAGUUGAAGGAACCCAGGUUUCAGAGUCCACAGUUGAAGGAACCCAGGUUUCAGAGUCCACAGUUGAAGGAACCAGGUUUCAGAGUCCACAGUUGAAGGAACCCAGGUUUCAGAGUCCACAGUUGAAUGAACCCAGGUUUCAGAGUCCACAGUUGAAGGAACCCAGUUGUAACCAUUUUUUUUUGUUUGUUCUGUCCGUUCUGGAACUUUUAGGGUUCUUAAGCACUGGGGACCAGGCCGCCAAGGGCAACUACGGCCUCCUGGACCAGAUCCAGGCUCUCAGGUGGAUCAAAGAGAACAUCCAGGCAUUUAAAGGGGACCCCAAGAGAGUGACCAUAUUCGGUUCUGGUGCUGGAGCAUCCUGCGUCAGCCUGCUGACCCUGUCGCAUUAUUCUGAAGAUCUGUUCCAGAAGGCCAUCAUCCAGAGCGGCACAGCGCUGUCCAGCUGGGCGGUCAACUACCAACCGGCCAAGUACACCCGCGCCCUGGCCGAGAAGGUGGGCUGCAACAUGCUGGAUACCAUCGACCUGGUGGAGUGUCUGCAGAACAAGAACUAUAAGGAGCUCAUCGAGCAGUACAUCACGCCCGCCAAGUACCACAUUGCCUUCGGGCCAGUGAUCGACGGCGACGUGAUCCCGGACGACCCCCAGAUCCUCAUGGAGCAGGGCGAGUUCCUCAACUAUGACAUCAUGUUGGGGGUCAACCAGGGCGAGGGCUUCAAGUUCGUGGACGGGAUCGUGGACAGUGAGGACGGCGUGUCUGCCAACGACUUCGACUUCGCUGUGUCGGACUUCGUAGACCACCUGUACGGGUACCCGGAGGGAAAGGACACCCUGCGCGAGACCAUCAAGUUCAUGUACACGGACUGGGCCGACAAGGAGAACCCGGAGACCCGACGCAAGACCCUGGUGGCCCUGUUCACGGACCACCAGUGGGUGGCGCCGGCGGUGGCCACAGCUGACCUCCACGCCCAGUACGGCUCGCCCACGUACUUCUACGCCUUCUACCACCACUGUCAGAGCGACAUGAAGCCCAGUUGGGCCGACUCUGCCCACGGCGACGAAGUCCCCUACGUGUUUGGGAUCCCCAUGAUCGGACCCACGGACCUGUUCAACUGCAACUUCUCCAAGAAUGACGUGAUGCUGAGCGCCGUCGUCAUGACCUACUGGACCAACUUCGCCAAAACCGGGGAUCCAAACCAGCCAGUUCCUCAAGACACAAAGUUCAUCCACACUAAGCCAAACCGCUUCGAGGAGGUGGCCUGGACCAAGUACAACCCCAAAGACCAGCUCUACCUCCACAUUGGCCUCAAACCUCGGGUCAGAGAUCACUACCGCGCCACUAAAGUUGCGUUCUGGUUAGAGCUGGUUCCACAUUUACACAACAUAAACGAGUUCUUUCAAUACGUUUCCACGACCACUAAGAUUCCUCCGCAGGACACCACGCCGUACCCUUACACCAAGCGUUUCCCGGGGAAGAACAACUGGCCGUCGACUACACGCCACCCUGGCGUUCCGUCCGCCAACACCAAACAGACCACGGAGCAACGCAAGAGCAGCGACCUGACGGACGAGUCCACCGUGGUCAUCGAGACCAAGCGGGAUUACUCCACCGAGCUGAGCGUCACCAUCGCGGUGGGCGCCUCCCUGCUCUUCCUGAACAUCCUCGCCUUCGCCGCGCUCUACUACAAGAAAGACAAACGGCGGCACGAGUCCAACCGCCGCGUUCCCACCCCACAGCGCAACUUGGCGCCGACCAACACGCCGUCCACCGCCAACGACGUGGCGCACCUGCAGAGCGAGGAGCUGAUGUCGCUGCAGAUGAAGCAGCAGCAGCUGGAGCACGAGCACCACCACGAAUGCGAGUCGCUGCAGACCCACGACACACUGCGCCUCACCUGCCCGCCCGACUACACCCUGACCCUGCGCCGGUCGCCGGACGACAUCCCCCUGAUGACGCCCAGCACCAUCACCAUGAUCCCCAACUCCCUGGCUGGUAUGCAGCCUCUGCACAACUUCAACACUUUCGGUGGCAGCCAGAACAGUACCAACCUGCCCCACGGCCACUCCACCACCAGGGUAUAGCUCCGCUGGGACGGACUGCCGCAGGUUCAGCUGGGAUCCACCGGCAAACCUCAAAGGCAAAUAUGAGCCACUGACUGAAGCACAGGCUCGGCACAUGUUGUUUUCUAUUAUGUCUACUUGAAAAGUCUGUAAACUGAUGAACAUAUUAAAGGUGAAUGUUGGACAAACUGUGGACAAGGAGACAGCAGGAGUUUUACCAAAAGAACAGUGACCCAGGGGACGUGACUGUUAAUACUUUAAACCAAGAGUUUCAUGUGACUGACGCCAAAAAAAAACCAAACAAAAAACGAGGCAGCAGUUGUUCAAAAGCAACAAUUCAACCAGUGGAACGUCCUGUUUUCAUGACCUCCACCCCAGCCUGAAAUGUAUUUAUGAAAACUUUGUAAACAACGAAAAAGAAAAAAACAGCUGUG